AUACCUAAAAUGAUAAUAAUGUAUUAUACACCUUUAUCACAAGAGGUUUAUUCUUUUAAAAUUUCAAUGUGUUGGUCAGAACGUUCUCCAUGGAAGGAUGGAGAAAAGCUCAUAAUAUUCUGCCCAGGGGCGGAAUGAUGUGCUGUCUGUGUAAAAUAGUUGACAGCUGUAUAUUGACUAUGUUGUAUAUUUGAAUAUACUGGGAUAAUUGAUCAGUGGUGUAGUGCAAAAAUUAUUUGUUGCAGUUUCAGAAAAUUCUUAGCCUUAUGGGCCAUGAAGACUGGAUUCGAGGAGUUGAAUGGGCUCUAUGUGAUGGAAAUCUUUUAUUAGCAAGCUGUUCACAAGACUGCUUGAUACGCAUAUGGCGAAUAUUUAUAAUGACAGAAUCUACUUCCAAGCUUUGCGAUGGAGACAUAAUUAAAUUGAAGGAGGACAUAUUUCAUGUUCAGAGUGAUAAGGGAUUGGUGACAUAUGCGGUAACAUUGGAAACUGUGUUAGCUGGUCACGAGAACUGGGUGUAUGGAGUGCAUUGGCAGCCCCCUUUUCAGAAAGAUGGUAGACUUGAACAACCCUUGUCCUUGUUGUCUGCAUCCAUGGAUAAAACAAUGAUUCUUUGGGCUUCAGAUGAAGAUUCUGAUGUCUGGUUGGAACAGGUACGUGUUGGAGAAGUAGGUGGAAAUACCUUGGGAUUCUACGGCUGCCAAUUCAGUCCGGAUGGAUCAAUGAUAUUAGCUCAUGCGUUCCAUGGAGCUCUUCACUUAUGGUCUCAGAAUAAAUCUAAGGGAGAGUGGAAACCAGAAGUAAUUCUUUCGGGACAUUUUGGUUCUGUUCAAGAUUUGAUCUGGGAUCCUGAAGGAGAGUUUAUCUUAAGUGUUGGUUCAGAUCAGACAACGAGAUUGUUUGCUCCUUGGAGAAGGGCAAGACAUGAACAGGUAACCUGGCAUGAAAUAGCACGACCACAGAUACAUGGAUAUGACAUGCAGUGCUUAGCUAUAAUUGGUCGUUUUCAGUUUGUUUCUGGUGCUGAUGAGAAAGUGCUUCGAGUCUUCACUGCCACCAAAAACUUUGUGGAAAAUUUCAGUUCCAUUACCUGUACCCCACUUGAGAACUUGCUCUCAAAUAGUGUAAAUGAUGAGAUUCCUGAAGGUGCAAGUGUACCUGCUUUAGGAUUGUCAAAUAAGGCAGUAUUUCAAGGAGAUCUAGCUGCCAAUGCUAGUAAAAUGGACCAAAGUGCUCUGCCGCUCAAUGCUGCUGACCAGUAUCCUCAGACCUACUUCCAGCCAAUCAAUCUUACAGAGCCUCCUUCAGAAGAUCAUCUUUUACAGAACACACUCUGGGCUGAAGUUCAGAAGCUAUACGGACAUGGUUAUGAGAUAUUCUGUGUUGCCUGUAAUAAUGCCUCGACUGUGGUGGCUUCAGCCUGUAAGGCCUCCAGAGUGGAGCAUGCAGCAAUUAUUUUGUGGAGUACCUCCAAAUGGAAGCAGAUUCUUGUCUUGCCAUUCCACAGUCUGACCGUCACUCAGUUGGCAUUUUCACCAGAUGACAGAUUCUUGUUAGCAGUUUCACGAGACAGAACCUGGUCUCUCUGGAAGCACCAUGAAGUGGCUGAAGCUGAUUCAGAUCCUUUUUUCUCCCUGUUUGCACACACGGAUAAAAAUACAUCCAUACAUAGCCGAAUUAUUUGGACUUGUGACUGGACUUUCGACAGUAAAUACUUUGUCACUGGUAGCCGUGACAAGAAGCUCAUUGUGUGGGGUAAUGUGUCUUCAGCUGGAAGAACUGAAGGAAGCAGCCAGGGUGUUAUCAGGCCAUGUUCCUCAGUCCUGGAUGUAGGAGAUGCAGCCACAGCUGUCAGCUUCAGCCCUGUUACAAGUCUGGAUGAAAGCUACAUUCUUGCAGUGGGUUUGGAUUGUGGAAAUAUAUUAUUAUACAAGUGGAAACCACAUGAAAAUAGUCCAGCAAAUGCAGACUGGAUGAAAUGUUUGCAAUUGGGCAAAUCACAAUGCCAUACCCUAACUGUUAAGCGGCUGCGGUGGAGACGAUCUGUGGGAAGAGCAGGUUAUGAUGAUGAGAAUGACAGCAACUGGUUACAGCUAGCAAGUUGUAGCACUGAUCACAGUAUCAAUAUUUGCAAUGUUAACAGAUUAUCCCUUUAAUUUGAAAUACAAGAAUAUUUAUGUUACGAUUUGCUGCAUUUCUGAUGGGGAAAACGCCAUCAAAAAUUGUAACAGUUUUCCAAUUUCAGGAAAGUAAUGUUAACUAACCAAAAGAAAAUUGUACUAUGAUUGCAGAGAAACAUUAUUCUAGUAUACAAAAGGCAGCAAAUGUAGAACAAAAGCACAGCACAGAAUUCUGGAGCUGUCGUGCUCCUAGCUUACAGGACUUAUUUUAAGCCCAUUAGUCAACAGCUUUGUGGAAGAGAACAAUUGAAACAACAUGGUACAAUAUUUCUUUCUGCAGUGUUGUGUCUGUUGUCAAGAAACUUAGCAAUAACUGAAAAGUGUAAAGGAAUACAAUUUGUUUACAAUAAUGUAUUAAUGGAGGUUUACACUAUUUAUAAGAAAGUGAGUUGAGGUUUCUAAUAUGAAAGCCAUGGUGAGUUUUGAAAAAGAAUGACGUUCCACAAUUUUGGUGUUCAAAAUGGGAUUUAUAGCAAUUUCCAUUCAGUUUUUGCAAAUUUUAACAUCAUCUCAACACAAUCUGGAUUAUUUUCCUUCUUGUAUUAGCUCUGUAUAUAGACAAACAGUCCUUUUCCCAUUCUGUUAAAAGAAAUGGCUCUCGGCAUAAUGUAUUUAAUUGAACCCAACAUUACUCUAUCAAGCUAUUAAUCCUGUUUCCAGCCUCAGACUGUCUUUUUACAUUUCUGACAAUAAAUAAGAAAUCUUGUUUCUGUAACUGUUACUGAAGAACCUUUUACAUUCUGGACACUAUUUAUUAAAAACCAAUGAAACUAGUUACUCCAGAAAUGUUAACUGUUAUGGAGCUCUUCAAUCUGCAGUCUUCUAAAUUUCACUCCUUGUGACAUUUUCUUGCUAAAAUGCAAGUGAUCCAUUUGCUAUACAGCUCAAUGGACAGAUAUCACAUUGUUUCAGGUGCAGAAGAAAUCAACUGCUGCUUCAAGAUUUUGAAUGUUGUUCUAAUUCUUUUUUUAAAGCUUGGCUUUAAGUGUUUGUUGACUUUGCAAAUGCACGUAUCUUCAUUUGUCUUUUCUACAGUGUGUUAAUGGAUAUUCCCUGUGCUAGUCUGCCAUAAUAUUAUGUAAUAAUACUCCCUUGCACUGCCAGAUGAUGAAGCUAAGAAUAGUAGCCUGUCUGAGCAAGUCAGACCUUAGAGAGGGAAUAAAACGGGCUCCAGCUUUCCUUUAUGAUGUAGAUUUUAAUGUAAGAGCUUUUGAAGGGUGUUUGUUUCUUUUCUCUGACUUCCCAACAAUUCAUGCGCAGGCAAAUGGGAAGCACAGGACAGUGCAUCUUUUAUAAAGGUGUGAAAAAUGUCCAUUGAAAACUGUGUUACAAAUGUAAUUUGCAAAGACUUUUAUUAUUCAUCGAACAAAUAAUAAUUCCUCAAAUUGUUGCAGUACAGAAGUCAACAGCAUCAAUUAAAUGGUUUCUCAACACAAUUGGUGUCAUCAGAGCCGGCACAUUUCAAACACAUUUUUCUAACUGUUUAACAGUUUAUAGUGCAAAUAAUUAGACCUCCAUCAACAGGUACUCGUUGUGGAGUUGUAUUAUAUUGAUUGCUAUUUGUAGUCAUCUACCAGCUCAUUACACUGUAAUAGGAGCACUCUCUGAGCUACAAGUAACAAAGUAACUUCUUCUGUUCAGAUUUAAAAUAAAUUGCUGGGUUCAGUUCAAAAUUACAGUUCUUGUUUCUACCCGAAAGGUGCAGGCUUUUGUACGCACAACCUUUCAGCGCUUUCUGGCUUCUCUUUAGGAACUUCCAAACCAGGUGUCAUUUUGUUAAACUCAUUCUCUGACUUAUUUGUGUUAGUUCAGCUCUGUAAAAUAUAUGGUAGGUUUGACAUCUGAUUAUUUUCCUUCUUCCUCUGGAAUCCAGAGGAUCUAUUGAGAGUUUUAUCUUUGCAGCAUAGUUAGGGGUGAGAAAUUGGUCAUGAGGACAAUGCUGUGUUCUACAGUUUUUUUUUUACAGAGUGCUACAUCACAAAAUUAUAUUUCAUAACAACAAAAUUGAUUUUAUUGUGGUGUUAUAUUAUCAUUGAAGCAUAAUACAUCAUGAUACAACCAGACCCCAGGCUAGGUUCCCCAAUUUGUAGUGAUUCCAGGCAGGUUACACAAACUGUUAAGCUCUUAUGUGAGGAGGGAUGAACUGGCUUCCUUUUUUGUUCACUUAGUUGGUUACAACAAGGUUAAUUUAGAAAGGAUCUCUUCUCAAAUGGAUACUUCCAGAUUCAAAAUAACUUGUGUUGUAAUAUGAGCUAAUUUUAACAAAGAUGGAGCAAUUAAUAAAUGUGAGAAGGGUACAGAAUGUAAAACAGUACUCGCAGAAAUAAAGGGAGUCUGAAAAGAUAAAAGUUUUUUUUUUAAAUAAAGAAUAUAAAAUCAGCCUCUGAAAUGUUCUAAUAAAUGAAUAAUUGAAUGUUGUGACCAUUGUAGCAGAGGUUACUAAUAGCGUUGACAUUGGUAGACAAACAAUCGAUUCAUGAUGAACUGUUGGUACAUGAACAAUUCUGUAGUUCAGUUUUCUUUCAACUGGGGUUGAAUUGGACUUGUGACACUCUGAGUGAGAGAGUGCCUUACCUGCAGCACAGGGGUAGCUCAGGGAUAGUUCUUCGACUGUCACCAGCACAGCACAUUAAUGCUCAAAACCAGCCUAGCUUAUGAGUAUUUAGUCUCACUAAUCCAUUCCAGUAGAAGAUAAAACUGAAUUUUUCAUUCUUACCCUUAUGUAUUCUUCAAAGAGAAAAGCACAAAACGGGUCUGUAUUUUGGGAUAUAGCUUGCUGUUGGGCAGGGAGUCGUGGGUCUUUAUUACCUUUCACAAGAGAUCAUAGUCCAGUCUGUUUUGAAUUGCAUGCUAUUAACCCCUCACCCCCUUUGAAGGGCUACUAUUUGAAGUUCCCUUCACAUCUGUGUGAUGGUCUGUGCGUCUCUCUUUCUUCAGAUAGCUGCAUAGUUUUCAUUGCAGCCUUUUUUGACUGCGUCAACUGUUUUGUUUAAGGAAGAACAUACCUUGGAAUUAAAAGUUUAAAAUGUCAAUAGUACUUUGGCAUUCUGAACUGUGAUCAGCAAACAAACAAUACUUGGCUUUCAUUAGCCCUUUUUUCCUAUAGAGUUGCUCUAUAGAGGGCACAACAUGAGCUGCAGUUUUGCAGCAAAUAUAGCAAGCCAACAGAGGGUGCUCCAUGAUCACAUUUGGAGAUACUGAUGUGAUAUUUGACUCUGCUCAGAAUAAAAUACGUUCCUUUGCAAAAGAACUUGUAGGUGCUAUUACAAUGUUUAGUCCCACCAUUCAGUAACCAUCAUGUAUCAUGUUUGUUGUACCUACCAUAAUGGCUGCUAAUAGAUUAAACACAUUAAGAUUGUUCCAACAAAUUGCAUGAGAUAUGUUUUACAACCAUAAAAGUGAUUUCAAUAAUUUGGGAUGAAAUUAUUGUAAUGUGCUCAGGUUUAACAGUCGGAGUUUAUGACCUCCUCUUAGAGUAUAGUUUAUUACCUAGUAAUCGCUCCAGUGUUUCAAUCUCCAGUGUCUUUGCAAGUCUCAAAUAGUGGUUUUGAGGAAAUCACAUGGAUGAUCCUUGCCUGUGUGAUCUCCAGGAAACCUCUCGUUGGCAGAAGAAUGUCAAGACAUUGAGGCGCUUCUAAGUGGAAUAGGUGAGCAUAGUUUGAAAAGCACGCCUUCGAAAGAAAUUGCUUAAAGCUAUUUUAUUUCCAAUUUUUCAGACUGACAUUAAAUCAUUUUUGUACACUUUUGAUAUAAGUGGCAUCAUUUGCUAAAAUAUAUUUGCCAUUCAAAAGAUGCAACUUUCACUGUUCAAAGAUCUUUGUUAUUUAUAAAAUUUCAGACUUCCUUGGGGUAAAAAAAAUGCCAUAUAAAUUUUGUAACCUUUUCUUAAUGUAUCAGUUCUGGUACAAACUGGUCUUAUUUUGAAUUGUUUCAGAGUCUAACAAAGACUUUAACAAACUGACAUUUCUAUAUCUUAGAUUGUGUAUACCCUGCAGAGGAAUGAUGUCACCACAGGGUUUCAGAAUAUAUUUCUGAUCAGCAGCCAGGCUGAUCAACUAAAUGUAAACAGAUGGGAAUGAUCUGCAGAAACAGGCUAAAUUUUGACUCUUAGCUCACAAUGGAUUGCAUUUUUCUCUAUUAUUUUAAAAGUUCGUUAAUUUUAAAUGUAAAAUAACUAAUAUGUGCUGUAAAGGAGAUUCAGUGUUCAAAAGACUUGAGUAUAUUAUCAUUUUAUAAGAGAAGAAAGCCAACUUGAAGUACCUAUUAAUAGCUCUUAUGAAGUGCCAUGUAUACACCCUGCAUUGUAUCUGCUGGCAGAAAUAUUAGAGCAAAUCAAAAGAGAAUUAAAGCAGUUACAAAUCAA
Messenger RNA from Rhincodon typus (whale shark), 6543 nucleotides. It is a transcript of the gene elp2, whose product is annotated as elongator acetyltransferase complex subunit 2. Gene Ontology annotation, biological process: tRNA wobble uridine modification. Lineage: Eukaryota; Metazoa; Chordata; Chondrichthyes; Orectolobiformes; Rhincodontidae. The coding region runs from base 267 to 2156 and encodes 629 amino acids. Gene Ontology annotation, cellular component: elongator holoenzyme complex. The record is from RefSeq and is a predicted model, not a curated record. The transcript has 16 exons. Gene Ontology annotation, molecular function: protein binding.